Coniophora puteana RWD-64-598 SS2 is the source of this 1142-nucleotide messenger RNA. RefSeq lists its product as uncharacterized. The transcript is spliced from 7 exons. Gene Ontology annotation, biological process: cardiolipin acyl-chain remodeling; inner mitochondrial membrane organization. Bases 78 to 902 code for a protein of 274 amino acids. Gene Ontology annotation, cellular component: mitochondrial membrane. The record is from RefSeq and is a predicted model, not a curated record. NCBI's taxonomy places the organism in Eukaryota, Fungi, Basidiomycota, Agaricomycetes, Boletales, Coniophoraceae. Gene Ontology annotation, molecular function: 1-acylglycerophosphocholine O-acyltransferase activity.
GCCUCCGGUCGCCCACACCCUCCGUGCCGGUCACUCACUCAGCAAAGUACACAGCGAGGUUGGACAGCGUCCAUGUUAUGGCACAGGCCUUGUCCACCGCCACUAUCGCCGCAGUCGGCUUCACUUGCAAGGCCUUCCUCAAUUCAGGCCUUUGUUCCAUCAAAGUCUCAAACCUUGCUUCCUUGCUCAACGCCCUGGAAAACCGCCGGGAUGGCCAAGGUGUCGUGACAGUGGCGAACCAUAUUUCUGUCUUGGACGACCCUGUCACAUGGGGAAUAUUGCCCUCGAGCUACUACUUCUCACCUAAGCGAAUACGAUGGUCUCUCGGUGCUGCCGACAUUAUGUUCACAAACCCUGUCUUCUCGGCAUUCUUCCGUAAAGGACAGGUUUUCGAGACUUUCCGGGGGAGAGGCAUUUUCCAGCCCGCUGUCGACGGUGCAAUACGUCAACUAGACUCCGGCGGCUGGGUACAUUUAUUCGGUGAAGGCAAGGUCAAUCAGCCAAGCACCUACCCGAUCAUAGAUGGUGUGGCACAUCUUCCCCGAUUCAAGUGGGGCGUUGGUCAUAUCCUCAUGGAGGCAAAAGAACCACCCAUAAUUGUGCCUAUGUGGCUCACAGGUUUUGACAAAUUGAUGCCCGAGGGUCGGAAGGCGCCGUUCAAAUUCUUGCCCAAGCUCAACGUGGAGCUAGGAGUGGCUUUCGGCGAGUCAUUGCACCACAAAGAGAUAGCUGCCAUAGCCGCGCACAGGCGAUCUGCUAAAUUAGCCUUGGGACAACCAUUAUCUCUGGAGGCCAACGAACGCAAGUUGGCUCGGAGCAAUAUCACAGCAGUUGUUCAGCAAUCUGUAGAACGUCUCGGUCGAGAGGUAUCUGGACACUUGCUUGACCGGCCACGGACGUAGCCUUCUCUGGAUAAAUGUGCAUAGAUAUUAAAUGACUAGACUUAGAGACCAUUGUGGCCACAUGUUAUCAUUGGUGUUAUAACUACAUCAAUAGCUGAGCUGCAACGUUUCACGUCAUUGUGCAAAUAGCUGGAGCCAAAGUCCACGUUACGCAGGAGUAACCACUGUACUUAGAGACACGAGGGUGGAGAUGAGCUUUGUUAGCGCCUCACGAGGACGAACGCGCGAGACACGGUAAAC